This is a messenger RNA of Paracoccidioides lutzii Pb01, 207 nucleotides long. RefSeq lists its product as hypothetical. The transcript has a single exon. The coding region runs from base 1 to 207 and encodes 68 amino acids. The record is from RefSeq and is a predicted model, not a curated record.
AUGGCAAUUCCCAGAAUACCAGCACAGGAAGCUCUUCGGGAAUUCCCAGUGCCAAACCCUAUUGGCUCAUACUCGGAUAUAAUGAAAGGAAGCGUUGAUCCAACGAUCUCACAGCCUCCUCAAUGUCUAAUUCCAGAAUCACUAUCGAAGCUCUUUCCUAUUGACGUCUCCAUUGUCUACAGAGAGCUGAGGCAAGUUGCAGAAUAA